AUGAUCAGUCUGUUGCACGGUAUAUACAUAUAUAUAUUUUAAAAGUCAUUUUAUCGAAGUUGGAACAUUGAAAGAUGAAGAAAUCCUGAAAAUUCCGUCGACCAAGAAUAUUUUUACUCGAUUCAAAGAAAAGGGUAAGUAAAAAUUCGAACAUUGAAAUAAAACAUACAAACGGAGAAACAUUUUCAAGCAUAAGUUAAACGUAAAGAUCAGUAUAAUACAUCGGGAAUUAUUCGUUUGUUGCUUGGAGAUAAUCGAGAAAUAACCGUGCAUCUUGUCGCGAAAUAAAUGGUACCAAAAUUUAUGUUUCAGCGCUCGUUGCAGUUAACAUUCGUACACAACGUACGAACGAACACGAUUAACCCAUUAAAGGCCAACGAUGUGUGAGCGCAACAUUUCAUCUGCAAUUUUUUUUUUUCUCCCCUAAUUAUUCCACAUCGCCGGAUCUGUUUCUGACUGCGUGAUGAGAAUUCCAAGAAUACGGUGUUAUCUCUCCUCGACGAUGAAACAAAAUUAAAAGAGAUGAACCUUUUAAACCUGUCGCAAUCGUACGGGAUAAUUCACAUUCGUACAAAGAAAAGGGCAUCUGUCAAUUAAAAAUUCUGACAAAUAUUCUGUUCGAAUAACAUUCGAAUGUGGAAGUUUCUGUGAUACUCGCGAGAAAUGGAGCAACAACUCGUGGACGUGAGAUAAAUCUCGGCUGAUUACAAACGUGAAAUUAGCAACGUCAUUCCAGAAUCCUCUGUUUUCAAGACGAGUUGCUGUUGCACGAUGAUCAAGAGUAAAGAGUUCACUGGGUUAGAGAGUGACUUUCGCAAGAUCACGCGACAAAUUUAUAGACCUUGGAAAUUACACAUCACCGUUCGAGAGCUUAUCUUUCUCUCUCUUUCUCGAAUGACCCCGUAUCAACGCUUCGUGGCCCGUUCGAACGUUAUCGUAGGUCGAUGUCGUUCACAGAGAAGAGACGCGGCCAAUCAAAGACAAAAAUCGUUUCAAGAUUUCUAUGACGGUCUUUCUCAUUGAAUCGUAACGUUUACAACGAGUUGCAAUUACAGUUUGCAAUUUUUUAAAAUAGAAUUUACAUGUGUAUUUUCAUAGAUUAUUUUGUAAAUUUAUACUCGUAUGCGAAAUUUAAAUACAACUGAAUGAAGUUUGCUGCCCGAAUCCUUUUAAAUAUCGGUGUCGAAACGUUUUUCAUAUUUAAGAUAAAUCUCCUCGAUAAUUGGACUUCACGUUAGAAAAAUUUUCAGAGAUUAUUCCAAAGAUUUCAUGCAUUUUGUAUAUCUUCAGAUUAAUACGUCACGCAAUGUUUAUUUGGGUUUAGAUUUUAGAAUGAAUUUUGUAAAAGAACAUUAUUUUAUCAGUUUCCCUAUUUUUUCAUUUCCUUAGAAUUAAUCAAUUUGGUAGAAAUGGUUUACUUGUAUAUAUACGUGUCCUUGGAAACCUUAAAACACUCAUUAAAACGUACACUAUAACUACCUACUAUCAUUCUUUCGUUUGAUUGCUAUUUUAUUAUUAUUUUGUAUUUAUAGGUUUUUACCUGUAGUUGUUCCAGUCUAGUUCUAAAUCCUACUUUGUACAUAAUCAUA
This is a messenger RNA of Heterotrigona itama, 1589 nucleotides long. The record is from the annotation of a GenBank genome assembly. Lineage: Eukaryota; Metazoa; Arthropoda; Insecta; Hymenoptera; Apidae.